Molecule: messenger RNA, 3439 nt
Organism: Ictalurus punctatus (channel catfish)
Lineage: Eukaryota; Metazoa; Chordata; Actinopteri; Siluriformes; Ictaluridae
Gene: ddhd2
Product: DDHD domain containing 2
Exons: 18
Coding region: 393-2453 (686 amino acids)
Cellular component (GO): COPII-coated ER to Golgi transport vesicle
Molecular function (GO): triacylglycerol lipase activity; protein binding; metal ion binding
Source: RefSeq, a predicted model, not a curated record
AAUACAGCCUCAGAACCCGGAUGAGACGUCAGCAUCUGAUUUGUCCAGAGCUCCACGGAAACGGACUACAAAUAGCGCGUUUAGUCGUAACCUCUAUUCAUUUUCGGGGGGAAGUGCGUUUAAAAGAUGUGUUUACGGCACCGUGUUUAAUUUUUAAUCCACGAGCGAACAGAAUCUGAGUUAGAGGUUUAACAGAGCGGUUUAAUUGAGCUGGUGCGCUACCGGAAGUGUUUGACUGUUUACUCUCCUUUUUGUCCAAGCGGUGUAUCCGUAGGAGCGAGUGCGCGAGCCUGCACCCGGACCACAUAAAGCAAGCUGCACAGUAGUGAACAUGAAGGAUGAUGUGUGUGUAACGCGUGUAAAUUUGGUGUCAGGGACAGACAGGAAGGAGGAUGGACACACAGCCUGAGCCGUAUACACCGGUGCGGUGGCACUGGUUCUAUAAGCAGAUGGCGGACGGCAGAGACUCAUGGAAACCGUUCAGUACCGAAGACUCACAGACACUGGAGGAUGCUCACACACACGGUGGUGAUGAUGAGGUAGUGGUGGCCACAGAGGGCAGACGUUACGAUGUGAGAUUAAAGGAGCGACGUCGGUAUGCUGUUUAUUGGGAUCAGGCUCCCUCUGAAGUGCGCAGAUGUUCCUGGUUUCACAAAGGCAGCAAAGAGAUGUACUUCACUCCCUACACCGAGGAGAUCAGUGACCUGCUGGAGGAGGCCUUCAUGAUCUCUGUGUCCCUCAACGAGUGGAAAAGAAAUUUCGAGCUGCCAACAGGGGAAACGGUCAUCCUUCACAACCCGAAGCUGAUAAUAGAGCACCAGUACGUUUCCUUGGAACGUCCUCCGUCUCCGAGUGAAAGAACACAAACCAGAACACUAAAGAGAGGCGUGGAGAAUAUUUCUGUGGAAAUCCCUCAGGGAGAACCGGACGCUGUGGAUCACCUGGUGUUCAUGGUUCAUGGCAUUGGGCCGGCGUGUGAUCUACGUUUAAGAGGAAUUGUGCAGUGCGUAAAUGAGUUUCGCAGCGCUGCUCUCGCUCUCACCAAAAGUCAUUUCAGCUCCGGUGAUGACGAAAAAGCUGUGGGUCGAGUGGAGUUUCUGCCUGUUAACUGGCACAGAGUUCUACAUGGAGAAACCACAGGGGUCGACAGAGAUAUGGAGCGGAUCACUUUGCCUAGCAUCAGCGGCCUGCGCCAGUUCGCCAAUGACACAGUGUUGGACCUGUUCUUCUACAACAGCGCCACCUACUGUCAGACCAUUGUAGACACAGUAGCCUCCGAGAUCAACUACCUAUACAACGUCUUUCUCCAAAGAAACCCACAGUUCACUGGAGCCGUGUCAGUGGCAGGACACAGCCUGGGUUCAUUAAUCCUCUUUGACCUCCUGACCAAUCAGAAGACAGGAGCAGAAAGCACCAAUGCAGAACAGAAUGGACAGUAUGAUGAACACCUGGGCUCUUCCUCUGUGUCAGACUGCACUUCCUGUGAGAGUCUAGAAGAGGCACUAAUGAGCAUCGGCGUGGAGGAACAUCUCAGAAUCCUACAGAGGGAACAAUUGGACAUGGAGUCUCUGAUGCUGUGCUCUGAGAGCGACCUGAGAGAUCUAGGAAUCCCGCUUGGCCCUUGCAAGAAGAUUCUGAACUAUGUGAAGAAAUGGAAGCACAGAUCUGUGUCCCACACCGGAAACCAUCCCUCUCAUACGGAAGAGAGAAAUUCUCCUGAAAUUCAGAGUCUCAUUCGAGAGAGUCGGCCGAAAACCAGCGCCAUUGACUACCAGCACUUUGAUGUGGGGAUCGGACAGGUAUCUAUUAAUUACCCACAGCUCAGCUUCCACCCCCGGGCCUUCUUUGCCUUCGGCUCUCCUAUUGGAAUGUUCCUGACCGUCCGAGGCCUGAAGAGGAUUGACCCCAACUACAGCUUCCCCACCUGCAGCAGCUUCUACAACAUCUUCCAUCCUUUUGAUCCGGUGGCGUACAGGAUCGAGCCCAUGAUUUUGCCUCCAGAUAUGGAGGUAGCACCCAUGCUGAUGCCCCAUCACAAGGGCAGGAAGAGGAUGCACCUGGAGCUGAAGGAAGGUCUGACACGCGUCGGUUCAGACCUGCUGGGGUCUUUACGGACAGUCUGGCAGAGUUUCUCCCAACUUCCUGCUCCGGCGCUGGCUGGGGGAAAUGACACGUCUACAGCAGUGUGCACAGUCGAGGAAAUGGAAACCUCACCACUGGAACAGGAGGAGAAAAAAAUGAUCCAGGUGGGGAAGCUGAACGGUGGCCGGCGUAUCGAUUAUGUUCUUCAAGAGAAACCGAUCGAAAGCUUUAACGAAUAUCUGUUCGCCAUUCAGAGUCACCUGUGCUACUGGGAGUCGGAGGACACAGCUCUGCUGGUUCUCAAGGAGAUCUACAAGAAUGCCAUGGUGAGCAGAAAAGCAUCUCAGCAUGCACAAAACAUCAAACCUUGAAGUGGAUGGGCUACAGCAGCAGAAGAGCACACUGGGUUCCUGUCCUUUCGGACAAGAACAGGCACAGACUCACCAAAUCUGGACAGUUAAAGGUUAUAAUGUGUACUUUGAUGUGAACAUUAACUGAAGCUCCUGUAUCUGUACACCAAUUUAUUUAUGCAUUGAGCUGCUGCCACAUGAUUGGCUGACUAGAUAACUGCAUGAAUAUUCACGUGUACAGUUGUUCCUAAUAAAGUGGACAGUGAGUGCACAUCGAUAGAUUUUAUUUCACAUGAAUGUACUUAAAACAUUCUCCAUUUACCUCGACAGAAAGUAAGGACGCUGUGUCAGCGUGUCUUUAAAGAAGAAAAAUCGAGUUGACACGAGAUUAAUACGUGAGGUGGUGGAAGGGGGCGGGGUUUCCAGGGAGUCAGUUAAUAUCAGAGAGUUCAAAAUUGCUAAUCAUUUAGGAUUCAUUACCAACCACUAUGUGGUCAUUAUGCAACAACUUUUCAUUACAUUUAUAUAUGUUAGCCCACUUAGGUAUCCAUCUUGACAUCAUUUUUUUUUGUGCCAAUUUUUGCAGAAUUAGAGUUAAUUGUAAACUUUUACACUGCAAUUAUAUACGUAACUAUUCAAGGAAUAUGAUUCUCUCAGUAUUUAGACACCACUAGAAAUUAGAUGUACUUCAAAUAAUGCACUAUAUGGUAAGCAGGAAACAAAUUCAGGCACAUAAAAGGUAUUUUGUGCUGUAACACAUCUGAUUCAGUUAAUCAGUUCAUCAGUUCAUGCCUUCAUUAUGUAAAACGUGUUCAUUAGAGAGCAGAAGAAGUGAAACCGGAUGAGCAAUUUCAUUGGAAUAUUUUAACUUAUUUCAUAUUUAACCAGUGUUUUAAAACUUUUCCAUUUCUUCAAAGGAUUGCAGUUGACAUAUUAAUGUUUUGUAAUAAAUAUAAUAAAUAUUUUAAUGUCUCAAUGUAUUAUAAUAAAUACUUUAUACACCUACA